Molecule: messenger RNA, 1273 nt
Organism: Artibeus jamaicensis (Jamaican fruit-eating bat)
Lineage: Eukaryota; Metazoa; Chordata; Mammalia; Chiroptera; Phyllostomidae
Gene: ZIC4
Product: Zic family member 4
Exons: 4
Coding region: 164-1273 (369 amino acids)
Biological process (GO): central nervous system development; regulation of transcription by RNA polymerase II
Cellular component (GO): nucleus
Molecular function (GO): RNA polymerase II cis-regulatory region sequence-specific DNA binding; DNA-binding transcription factor activity, RNA polymerase II-specific
Source: RefSeq, a predicted model, not a curated record
UGCUUCCCGAAAGCUGGAAAAAGAGAAAUGAAGGAUGACUGCCUCACUGGAACCACAAAAGAGGGACUUGGAGGGGUGUGUGGUCCCCCCUCAGCCACCCCAAAGUGAUGUGCAGAAAUGAGGCGAUCCCAGCAACAGGUGGAGCGAGGCUCAAGGUCAGAAAAUGAGAUACAAGACUUCUUUGGUGAUGAGGAAACGAUUAAGACUUUACCGAAACGCUCUGAAAGAGUCAAGUAGUAGCUUCGGACACCAUGGCCCCCAGCUUGCUGCCGCCUCCAGCCCCUCGGUGUUCCCUGGCCUUCAAGAACAACCUCCCCAGGCCUCCGCCAGCAGCACUUUGAACGGACUCCUGCGUCUGGGGCUCCCCGGAGAAAUGUACGCGCGGCCCGAACCCUUCGCGCCGGGACCCGUGGCCCGCAGCGAAGCCCUGGCCGCUGCCGCUGCCCUGCACGGCUACGGGAGCAUGAACCUGACCAUGAACCUAGCGGCGCCCCACGGCCCCGGCGCCUUCUUCCGCUACAUGCGCCAGCCCAUCAAACAGGAGCUCAUCUGCAAGUGGCUGGCUGCGGAGGGCCCCGCGCCCAGGCUCCUCUGCUCCAAAACUUUCAGCACCAUGCACGAGCUGGUCACGCACGUCACAGUGGAGCACGUCGGCGGCCCGGAGCAGGCCAACCACAUCUGCUUCUGGGAGGAGUGUCCGCGCCAGGGCAAGCCCUUUAAAGCCAAAUACAAACUUGUAAAUCACAUCCGCGUGCAUACGGGCGAGAAGCCCUUCCCCUGUCCUUUCCCGGGGUGUGGGAAGGUCUUUGCUAGAUCAGAAAAUCUCAAAAUACACAAACGAACUCACACAGGGGAGAAGCCCUUCAGGUGCGAGUUCGAGGGCUGCGAGCGGCGCUUCGCCAACAGCAGCGACCGCAAGAAGCACUCGCACGUGCACACGAGCGACAAGCCAUACACGUGCAAAGUGCGCGGCUGCGACAAGUGCUACACGCACCCCAGCUCGCUUCGUAAACACAUGAAAGUGCACGGGCGCUCACCGCCGCCUCCUAGCUCUGGCUUCGACUCGGCCACGCCGUCCACCUUGGUGUCUCCUUCCUCGGACUUCGGCCGUGAGCCCCCGGUGGCCUCCUCGGCGGCGGCGGCGGCGGCCCGUGGCGCGGAACUGAGCGAAUGGUACGUGUGUCAAGGCGCUGGCCGGGUCUGGACUGCCGGCGCCGCGUCCCCAUGCGCCAGCACCUGGCCUUGCCGCUGCCGCCGCCGCCUCCAGUGUUAG